AUGCACUUGAUCUCAUUGGUUAUCAGCAUCCUCGUCUCUGCAAUAGUGGCUAGGACCUCACAAUCUCUUGAGCCCACGCUCAACCUCGAAGUGAUAUUCAUGUCAAAGACGACUCUUGGCUCGGCAUUGAAUACCACGAGCCCAUUCGGCACACGGAUGCACGCACCCCUCACCGGAGGGAACCUCACAGAUCCCAAGACGGGCGAGGUCGUCGCGACGCUUCUGCAGACAACAGAUAACGGCAUUUUCAGCGAUUCGGGGAUAUUCUUUCCCUCUGCUGUCCUACCAUAUGUUUGGACCGUAGAUGGGCAUCUUGCCUCGAUGACUGUUCACGGCGUCGGGGCCUUGAACGGCCUUACCUACAACUACGUGCAUGUUGAAACGGACUCGCCCACGUACUCGUGGAUGAACAGCAACUUCUUCGUAUUCAAGGCGAUGGUGACUAUGGAUCCCCCGGAGAUUACUUCUGCAUUAUAUGGCGUCACUAACACGACGAGUUGA
Molecule: messenger RNA, 501 nt
Organism: Dichomitus squalens LYAD-421 SS1
Lineage: Eukaryota; Fungi; Basidiomycota; Agaricomycetes; Polyporales; Polyporaceae
Exons: 4
Coding region: 1-501 (166 amino acids)
Source: RefSeq, a predicted model, not a curated record